Rotaria sp. Silwood2 is the source of this 1104-nucleotide messenger RNA. The record is from the annotation of a GenBank genome assembly. NCBI's taxonomy places the organism in Eukaryota, Metazoa, Rotifera, Eurotatoria, Philodinida, Philodinidae.
AUGGCACCUCAUAUUUCAUGUAAUAAGCAAUUCAACAUUGUUGAAAAUGAAUAUUAUCAACCACCUCAAGAACUAAUGAAUUUACCAUUGGUCGUUAAUGGUAUUGCUGCUCCUUUUGGUCCUGAAGUGGUGGUGAUGCACUUAUUUGAUGCUGAAGAAUUUAAUGAUGGUCUUGAUCCUGUCGAUUUUGAUGGUGCUGUUCAUCAUAUUGAUGGUAGUGGUGUUCACGAUAUCGAUGAUGAUGUUGGCGGUAGUAUCGAUGGUGAUGUUUUUAGUGUUGUCCAUGCUGAUCACGUCAACAAAGUUUUCACUGAUGAAAAGGACACCAGCAACUUGCCAGUGACAACAUCAUUAUUAUAUCCUGCACGAUGUUUAUCACCACUUUCAUCACGAGUCAAAUCAAUAUUAGCAGGAAUGGUGAUGAUAUUGGUAGUUUUUUCAUUAUAUAAUAUUGAUUUAUAUGGAACGCCACAUGAUCAUGCAGCAGCAGUAGUAAAAAAAUUUGGUGAUACAACUGCUGUAUAUGUUUUUUAUAAAUAUGAUGAUUUUAUUCGAUUUAAAACUAUUAUGGAUGAACGUCGAAAUAAAAUGACAGGUGAAAUAGCUGGUGGUACAGGUAGUUUAAAAAAAUCAACAAAACGACAAUGUUUCGUUCGAACGAAAUUUAAUUAUGAUCCAUUCAAAGACUCAAAUAUACCAGGUGAUCGUGAUGUACCAUAUUAUGGUGGUGAUAUACUUUAUAUAGGAAAUGUUGAUAACGAUUCAUGGUGGUGUACAAAUGUUAAUAUUGUUCAAGAAGCUACUAAUACUUCAAAACAUUGCAUUUUGCAUGUAAGUGAUCAUGCAAUAAAAUGUUUAAUUACUACUGAUCUUUAUCCAAUUGCCAUAUUUAUUAAACCAUGUGAUGCCAAAUGGAUUAUAAAUAAUAUAGGAAAUGAAGCUAAUGAAGAAUGUGUUCAACAAAUGUACGAAAAAUCAUUAAGAAUUGAACAACAAUUUGGACAUGUUGUUACAGAUAUUGUUGAAGAAGAAACUUUAACUAAUGUGUAUGAUCGUAUAUGCGAUGUUAUUGAUCUUAAUUUUUUUUGUUUUGUUUUUUAUUGA